CAUACAUUGGCGUUACACCAUAUACAACAUAUGUUGAAUUCGAGCAUGAGGAUAAGGAGUACAAUAUUGAUACUUAAUGUCAUAUUCAUGCUGACUAUUGGAACCAUGGAUGGCAUUGUUGAAGCCAACCACAAAGUCGACAGGAUCUUUCCGGUGUUUGUCAAGAGGACGGUGGUAAUAACCAACACACUCAAGGUGCAAUUGAAGGUACAUUGUAGCAACGGACUCCAUUGGUAUGAUAUAUACGACGACACGAUUAAUUAUAACGAUCCUUCGACUAAUAGAUGGCUCAUUAAAGCCUUUGGACCAUGCAUGUGGGAUAAAUAUACUUCUCUUUAUGACAUAUGUGAUUAUUGGCAGAAGUAGAGUGUGUUGUGUUUCUAUUCAAAUAGUUCACGUGAAGGGAAAGAAGGAGAAGGAGAAGAAAAUAGAUAAAAAGGAGACCACAUUGUUUUGCUUUUAUCUUACAUUUUCGGAAAUAAGUUGUAGUAU
Molecule: messenger RNA, 492 nt
Organism: Linum tenue
Lineage: Eukaryota; Viridiplantae; Streptophyta; Magnoliopsida; Malpighiales; Linaceae
Source: the annotation of a GenBank genome assembly